GAUCUGCAGAGCCGUGAUCACGAUGACGAUUACCGGGGACGUGGAUCCCAGGGAGACCCAUAUGAUGACAGAUAUGAAUAUGAUUCCGACGUUCUCCAUGGACACCAUCGCGGCCGAUCGCACUCUCGACGCCGAUCUCACUCAGUAUCCUCAUACAACAUGCCUUACUCAGGGGGCGGAAUGACAUCCGCAGUGCCUAUCCCGAUACCCGGGAUGGCGUCAAGCAUCGCCUACCCAGGACAGCAAGGACCUUAUGGAGGGAGCUAUGGACAGCCAGGAGCUUACGGGCAGCCAGGAUCUUACCCAGGACAGCCCGGAUCUUAUCCUGGUCAGUAUGCGGGGUCGCAAUAUGGGGGCGGCGUGCCCAUGUCGAUGCACGGUGGGGGGACUACCUAUGCUGGUUCAGAUCCAGGAGGCCCCAUGGGUAGUGGUGGAUACGUCACGACACAGCUACCUAUGGCUAUGCGUCCUCGGAGCGUCUCCAUGUCAAUGCCUGGACACUACCCCCCACACUCCAUACUCCGCAGGCGGGGGUAUGAUGAUUGGCGGGGUUCCUCAAGCUCAGAUCAUGCCUCAGGUGCCGCAAAGCCAGGUAGUCGUCUUGAAACCGAACAAGAAGCACCGUCACCAUAAACAUCAUCAUCGAUCAAGGUCUCGCUCCAGCAGAUAUUAGUUUGUGCCCAUCUUUGCUGUAACUGUACAACAUGACUUGUCUUUUGUAUCAUGCGUCCUCAUCUUACCAGUUCAUCUAUCUAUUCAUAUCCCGUUGUCACAUAUGUACCCUACUUUGUACUCACAUGUUCGAAUUGUAAUGAUUGUUACUGAUAGUUGGAAACUACCACUAUGUAUGACGCAGUUACGGUGGCAAUGCAGUACUGCACGGUCGUUUUCCAAGGCGACUUCCACCCCACCGUGCUAUGUAGUAUCCGACUGAAAUCGGUGCAUAUGGGAUAAUAUGUCGAGGAUGGUGAUAUGCGGCCCACCCGUAGUCGCCGCCAGAAAUCCAAGAAGGCAUCGACCAUAAAAUGCGAUCAAUGUCCCCCAAAGGUGUUCAACGCCACACAAGUCCUUGACAGCCAAAGAGUGUAUACAAAAA
Messenger RNA from Desarmillaria tabescens, 1096 nucleotides. RefSeq lists its product as uncharacterized. Lineage: Eukaryota; Fungi; Basidiomycota; Agaricomycetes; Agaricales; Physalacriaceae. The transcript has a single exon. Bases 160 to 633 code for a protein of 157 amino acids. The record is from RefSeq and is a predicted model, not a curated record.